AUGGCAGUCCCGGGGACAGCCACUUCUCGGUCACUGGCAGAGGCGUCCAAAGCAGCAGUGUAUAACACAGCAGAGGCCCUCUCCAACUCUGUACUCGGCAUGAAGCCCGCUGACACCACGCCGUCGACCAGCUUUGGUCUAUUGGGCCGUGUCAUUCUGUCCAUCUUCAGUGUCCUGCCCACCGUCUUGUACUGGAUUACCUAUACCCUGCCGACAUGGCUGUUCACGCUCUUCUCUAUGAGCCUGACCUUCACCAUGAACUUCACAACUCUGAUGCUCGUCGUCGUCUUUGUCGUGUCUACCGUCAGUUACUUCGUGAGGUACCGAUACAUGACUAUGUACGCACGACUACCACCUGAACCGCAGCGUGAAGAACCACAGGUCGAAGUCUUUCCCGACAGCGCCGAAAAUGACUCCAAGCGCGGCUUGUCCAACUACUUGGAUGAAUUCUUGAGCGCAAUCAAAGUGUUCGGUUACUUGGAGCGCCCAGUCUUCCAUGAACUAACACGCACUAUGCAGACCCGUCGGUUGGUGGCUGGCGAGACAAUUCUCUUGGAAGAAGAGAAAGGCUUUUGUCUGGUAGUAGAUGGCUUGGUCCAGAUCUUUGUCAAGUCGAACCGAAAUGAUUCGGACUCCGAUGAGGACGAUAUGGGAGGGGAGUCAUCCGGCGACGGCGCGAACCAGGGCCACCGGCAGGGCUAUCAACUUCUUACUGAAGUCAAGAACGGAGCCCCAAUGUCUUCGUUGUUCUCCAUUCUCUCUCUGUUCACAGAAGAUGUGAAGCUGCGUCAUGACGAAGAUGAGGACACGCGUCCAAGUUUCCCAGGAUCGCCUCAGCAGGACGUGAGGCCAUCUAUGUCACGGAACAGUAGCUUUGCGUUCGACGAUUCAAGACCGCACACACCAAACCAAGUCCCUGAGGCCAAGUUCGGGCAUCGAAGAACAUCAACUCUGAACAGUCCAACAGCAGGCGGGCGCCUUCAAGCCGUGCCGCCUCUGUCGCUGGAUCUAGACGGACUUGGUGAUGAGCGACUCAAGCACAGCAAAACUCGAGGAUCACCUUCGCGCCCUGCGAAGCCUAAAUCUGCCCACCCAGACAUUGUCGCGCGUGCGACCGUAGACACAACCAUCGCUAUAAUCCCAGCCACUGCAUUUCGUCGACUGACGCGCAUAUACCCCAAAGCAACGGCGCACAUUGUUCAGGUCAUCCUUACGCGCCUUCAAAGAGUUACGCUCGCAACCAGCCAUGCUUAUCUCAGUUUGACGAAUGAGGUCCUCCGCACGGAGAAGCUCAUGAAUAAGUAUACUACAUACGAUCUUCCUGGCUUUCUGCGUGAUGCUCCGCUCGAGCGACUGAAGGAGAAAUUUGCGAAGGAAACCGAGCGCAUUGGCUCAGACGAGGGCAUGAAGGGCAUCGCGUUGCACAACCCCGGCGCCGGCCGACGACGAAGGUCCAGCGUAUCCCUUAGGAGAGGAACUGCUGCGCAAGCCCGCCUUGCCGCCGCUCGUGGGGCCAACGCGAACGCUAAUAACGAAACAUUACCCAAAAUUACUUCCCCAGAUCAAGGACCACGCAACGACCGAAUCAGCGCAGGUGACCUGUUGACCAAUUCGCAAAUGGCACGGGGAACUGGUCGGAGUGGCCGCAGCAGCUUCUCACAACCAUACCAACAUCAGCAAGAACGGCGAGACAAUCGUACACCAUUGGACGCCAGCAAUUUCAACCCUUUCGCAUCUCCGUCGCUGCGCCCAAAAACACUGCACCGGCAAGAAUCUAUUGAUGAAGCCACUGUGUUCAGGGAGUCUAUACUGGGAUGCAUGUUCAAGGCUAUCGGACUCAUCAACCCAGAGAACCCCAUGCCUAAGCCAACCGCGUCAGUGGAACAAUCACCUCAGCUUGUUUCUUUCGACGCCAGGAGACAGAAGGCUGUGUUCACGAAUGCAUUUGGCUUCAUGGACCCAUAUGCAGGCUCCAAGGACGGAGACACCGAGUCUAUAGCAUCAGCCUCUGGCAUGUCCAGUAUGAGCGCUGCCGGCCCACACAACAUUCUGGAAGAGAUCGUCAAUGAUGUGGAAAUCGUCUUCUUCCCCAAAGACUCUGUGCUGGUGGAACAGGGAGAGAGAAAUCCUGGUCUGUACUACGUGAUCGAUGGGUUCUUGGACGUGAGCGUGCCUGUGGAGGAAGACGCACCUGAAUCCAACGUACUAGGAACCCUUCCUAAUGGGCCAGGCUACACUGAAGAUGACCUCUUUGGCCCAUCAUCCCGCCCGCCUGGAUCAAGCACCCCUUCGCGAACUGCUGCCGAUGGUACCAAGAAGAAGCGCACAAGACGGAGUCUAUUCAUGACCAAGCCUGGCGGACUAGCUGGCUAUCUUGGAGCAGUAUCAUCGAACCGAUCUUUCGUCGAUGUCACAGCCAAGACCGAUGUCUACGUAGGUUUUCUGCCUCGCUCAGCCAUUGAGCGGAUCGUCGAACGGUACCCGGUGGUAUUGCUCACAAUCGCGAAACGCCUUACAACACUUCUACCACGGCUGAUCCAGCAUAUCGACUUCGCUUUGGAAUGGGUUCAAGUAAAUGCGGGGCAGGUGAUCUACAACCAAGGUGAUGAGAGCGAUGCUAUUUACAUCGUCUUGAACGGAAGAUUGCGCGCCAUCCGCGACGCCGAAAACAGCGCGGUAAAGGUCAUUGGUGAAUACGGUCAAGGUGACAGCGUGGGUGAACUCGAAGUGCUCACAGAAUCAUCACGACCGGGCUCACUGCAUGCCAUCAGAGAUACCGAGCUUGCGAAGUUUCCGAAGACGCUAUUUAACAGCCUAGCAUUGGAACAUCCUGGUAUCACGAUCAAGAUCUCAAAAAUCAUCGCGUCCCGCAUGCGAGCUUUGGUUGAUGACCCACUUCACGAACAGAGUAAAGAGCGUGGAACGAAGGCAACUCGCGCAAAUGUGUCCUCAACAGUCAAUCUGCGCACUGUCGCUGUCCUGCCGGUGACUGCUGGGAUUCCGGUAGUGGAUUUCGGAAGUCGCUUGGUGAACGCACUGACUCAGAUUGGCAUGCCGCAAGGUGUGGUGUCGCUCAACCAGGCCGCCAUUCUCAACCAUCUUGGACGACAUGCCUUCAGCCGCAUGGGCAAACUCAAGCUCUCGCAAUACCUCGCUGAUUUGGAGGAAAGAUAUGGCAUGGUUAUCUAUGUCGCUGACACGCCAGUAAAAUCGCCGUGGACGCAGACAUGCAUCAACCAGGCCGAUUGCAUUCUCCUCGUUGGUCUAGCUGAGUCGUCUCCGAAUAUUGGAGAGUACGAACGGUUCCUCUUGACAACGAAAACGACUGCACGCAAAGAGCUAGUGCUUUUGCAUUCUGAGAGAUACUGUCCGUCAGGUCUGACGCGGAAGUGGCUGCGCAAUCGCCCUUGGAUCAAUGGCAGUCAUCACCAUAUCCAAAUGUCAUUCCGAGCAACCUCGGAGCCAGUUCAUCACGCCGGACGACGCUUUGGAAAUGCGCUCAAACAACGAGUGCAAGUCAUUCAGGCUGAGAUCCAGAAGUACACAUCAAGAAAGGUCCGCCAGACGCCGCUCUACUCGGCAGACACGCCCUUCAAGGGUGACUUCCAUCGCCUCGCACGACGUCUGUGCGGUCGCUCAGUCGGUCUCGUAUUGGGCGGUGGCGGUGCUCGUGGUAUAUCGCAAAUCGGUAUCAUCCGCGCACUGGAAGAAGCUGGCAUUCCAAUCGAUAUCGUUGGCGGCACAUCUAUUGGUAGUUUCAUAGGUGCACUGUAUGCUUGGGAUGCAGACGUUGUUCCCAUGUAUGGUCGCGCAAAGAAGUUCGCCGGUCGCAUGGGUAGCAUGUGGAGAUUUGCACUUGACCUCACCUACCCUUCUGCUUCGUAUACCACCGGCCAUGAGUUCAAUCGCGGUAUUUUCAAGACCUUCGGAAACUCCCAGAUGGAAGAUUUCUGGCUCGAAUUCUACUGCAACACCACCAACAUCAGCAAGUCGCGUUCAGAAAUCCAUACCAGUGGAUACGUCUGGCGCUAUGUCCGCGCAUCGAUGUCGCUUGCGGGAUUACUUCCUCCUCUAUGUGACAACGGCAGCAUGCUCUUGGAUGGUGGCUAUAUCGACAACCUUACUGUCACGCAUAUGAAGAGUCUCGGUGCAGACGUCAUCUUCGCGGUCGACGUAGGCAGUCUCGACGAUAACGCGCCGCAGUCUUUCGGUGACUCAUUGAGUGGUUUCUGGGCGACGUUCAAUCGGUGGAAUCCAUUCUCUAGCUUCCCCAACCCCCCGACGUUAUCGGAGAUCCAGUCGCGCCUCGCAUAUGUGUCUAGUAUCGAUGCGCUGGAGCGGGCGAAGAAUACGCCGGGAUGCAGGUACAUGCGGCCGCCAAUCGAUCCGUAUGGCACGCUUGACUUUGCGAAAUUCGAAGAGAUCUACGAGGUGGGGUACAAAUACGGCAAAGAGUACCUAGCGCAGCUCCGCGAGCAAGGAAUCCUGCCCGUGACCGAAGAGACGGAGAAAGAAAAGAAUCUCCGACGGACAAUGGCACCGCGACGGGCGAGCAUCUAG
Messenger RNA from Alternaria ethzedia, 4560 nucleotides. RefSeq names its product phosphatidylcholine and lysophosphatidylcholine phospholipase (gene NTE1). Lineage: Eukaryota; Fungi; Ascomycota; Dothideomycetes; Pleosporales; Pleosporaceae. Bases 1 to 4560 code for a protein of 1519 amino acids. Gene Ontology annotation, molecular function: phosphatidylcholine lysophospholipase A1 activity. The record is from RefSeq and is a predicted model, not a curated record. The transcript is spliced from 4 exons. Gene Ontology annotation, biological process: lipid metabolic process. Gene Ontology annotation, cellular component: endoplasmic reticulum.